GGCUGGCUUUGGAAAGAUGCAAGCAAGGAAUGAAUGAAGGUAUCUUGGCCAACGAAAGCAUGACUGCAGCGGAAAGGAGCUGAUGCCUCUGCUGGCGGAUGACGCUUUGCUGCCGUCUCAGGAAGCUCCUAGCACGACUCCAGAGCAGCAACUGGAGCCUUUACCUGAGAGUUCCUGCCUGGUACUCUUUCCUCUCACUUCAGAUGCAGCAAAGCUGUGCCCUGGUGACAAACAGGGGAACUGGAAUGAGCAGCUGUGGGUUUUGUGUGUGAGGCUGCCUGCUGCUGAGGAACUCAAGAGUGGCAUGGGGACCGGUAUGAGUAAGGUUGUGGGGGGGCUGUACCUUGGAAACAUCAGGGAUUCUGAGAACAAAGAGAACUUAGUGAAGAAUGGGAUCACACACAUCUUGUCGGUGCAUAAUAAUGCUAAGCCUGUGCUGGAAGACAUGACCUACCUCUGCAUAUCAGCCUCAGACUCUUCGAAUCAAAACCUGAUACAACACUUCAAGGAGUGCAUCAAGUUUAUUCAUGAAUGUCGGCUACACGGAGGAGGAUGUCUCAUUCAUUGCUUAGCUGGAGUGUCUCGCAGCACCACCAUCCUGGUGGCCUAUCUCAUGACGGUCACUAACUUUGGCUGGGAAGAGUGCCUGACAGCCACCAAAGCUGUCCGUUCUUACGUGAGCCCCAACUUUGGCUUCCAGGAACAGCUACAGGAGUAUGAAGUCACUCUGCUCAAGGAGUACAGGGCCUGGAUUCAGCAGGAGUAUGGCAAGAACCCACUCAGUGACCAAGAGGACUUGCAGUGCUUACUUUCCCAGCAAGAAGAGAAAGUAAACCAGCAACAAGGUGGACUCAGAGAAACUAACUGGAUCAAUGCCCCGAGCCAAACUAGCUCUCAGCCACAUACUACCUAUGACAGCAGCUGCAGCCACAGCCGGUGGAUGAAUAGAUAGCAAGAGCUCAUUAAAGACUUGGAAGAACUCUGCCUGUUAUCUCUUUAAGGAGAACACAGCUAGUUAUUCUGACCCACGGUGAGGAAUGAAUAGGUCAGCUGCAUCUUGGACACGUUGUGGGUGCAAUUGGCAUUGCUCAGUGGUUCAGAGUCAAACUCACUCUAUUUCCCACCCCCGCCUCUGCCACAGGCUUGUUGUAUGGCCUUGCUAGGUAGCAUCUGUUCUCUCUCUUUGGGUUGCGCCCCUGGUAGUUGGGAUUAGCACAGCCAUUGGGGGCUUUCUGAAGUCAGUGAGAGAAAGUGAGAUGAUGGUUUAGAGCCAAAGAUGAGGUUUCCAGGAAGAGAAAUUUGAGACACAACAACAUUGAAUCUAGCAUGAUGAGCAGAUGGAAGUUGACUGGCUCAUUGGUAUUGGGGGUGCUUUCCCAAGUGACGUGGAGGGCUUUUGGCUUGAGUCCAGGCAUUUUCAUUUCUGAGGUCCUCCAGACAAUCUGUUUAUUGAGCAUUCAAUCUGAUUACACAGAGCUUAGGUUAUAUCCAAUCUUUAUUGAGUAUUCAUUCUGAGUUCUUUACAGGGAGCUUAUACCACAAUAAACAUUCUUCCUUAUUUGCUUGCA
Podarcis raffonei (Aeolian wall lizard) is the source of this 1568-nucleotide messenger RNA. RefSeq names its product dual specificity protein phosphatase 22-A-like. Gene Ontology annotation, cellular component: cytosol. Gene Ontology annotation, biological process: regulation of cell population proliferation; positive regulation of JNK cascade; transforming growth factor beta receptor signaling pathway. The record is from RefSeq and is a predicted model, not a curated record. NCBI's taxonomy places the organism in Eukaryota, Metazoa, Chordata, Lepidosauria, Squamata, Lacertidae. Gene Ontology annotation, molecular function: protein tyrosine/serine/threonine phosphatase activity.